Messenger RNA from Cottoperca gobio, 2165 nucleotides. RefSeq names its product caspase 8, apoptosis-related cysteine peptidase (gene casp8). Gene Ontology annotation, biological process: regulation of apoptotic process; proteolysis. Gene Ontology annotation, molecular function: cysteine-type endopeptidase activity; protein binding. The transcript has 12 exons. The coding region runs from base 222 to 1694 and encodes 490 amino acids. The record is from RefSeq and is a predicted model, not a curated record. NCBI's taxonomy places the organism in Eukaryota, Metazoa, Chordata, Actinopteri, Perciformes, Bovichtidae.
AAAAACAAAUUUCCUCUGAAAGUGAAACCAGCAAGUGGCGGGCGUAACUACAUACAAGAAAAUAACUUCUACAACUUAAGGCCUAAUUUGUGAUUUGUUUCGCUCUCAAAAAGUAUUUAGUUUUACGCCUUUUCGUUUCUGGGACGUAAAGUGACAGCGCAACAACCUGUAGAGAGCAGUGAUCUGAGCACCGGGCCUGUGCAGGUGGUGGUGGCUCCGUGAUGGAUAGGCAGAAGCUGUCUCGCAUAGAUGAGGGGCUGGAUUCCUCUGAGGUCGCAGCUCUCUGCUUCUUGUGUCGGGAUGUUGUCAACAAGAAGCGCCUGGAGGGGAUCGUGGAUGCAAAAAAGCUGUUCUUGAGAUUAGAAGAAAAAGGUCUGCUGGAGAACUAUUUCUUCCUUCAUCAGCUGCUCCAAACUAUCCGUCGAGCGGAUCUCCUCAAUCUCCUGGAGACGGACAGCAGAAGAGCAGAAGAAUGCGAUGCUUAUCCCGUGCUGUCAGAAUACAGGGUGAUGCUGUACAAAGUCUACGAGGACAUGACUGAUGAGAAUCUCGAAAAGUUGAAGUUUCUUUUGAGCAGCAAACUGGGCAGAAGACACAUCGAGACAUGCAAAACCUCACUGGAUGUGUUUGCUGAAAUGGAAAGGACUAACUUAAUCUCAAAUACAAAUCUGAAUGAGCUGCAUACAGUAAUGCUGGAGUUGGACCAACAACUGGCAUCGACUAUAGCGCGGUACAUGGAAGGAAUAGACCAGCCUCAUCACACUGCACAACCUUCUCAUUUCAGCAUGGAUUACCAGAGCGUCAACAACCCCUCUCAGCCAACACCACCUACUGAUGUGUCGAUAUCUGAGACUCAGCCCAGCUAUGAAGGACCGAGUCUUUGCCCCGAUGCAGAAUCAAGCACGGAGUCCUCCUCUCUUCCUGACACAGAGUACUACGCCCUGAUUCACAACCCACGUGGUUUGUGUGUGGUCAUCAGUAAUGAGGACUUCCUGGGAACAGAGCUGAGAAAAAGAAGUGGGACUAAGGAAGAUGAGAAGUCUCUGCACACAGUGUUCACCAAGCUUGGCUUUACUGUGGUGAUACACAACAACUUGACUGCAGAGGACAUGCGACUUGAACUAAAGAAUCUGGGCUCAAGGAAUUUUUCGAAUGACGAUGCCUUGGUGGUGUGCGUGCUUUCCCAUGGAGAAAAGGGAUGUGUCUAUGGGACUGACGCGGAGCAGGUGUCCUUGCAAGAACUGUCUCGGCCCUUCAGCAGCGGGAGAGCUCCCACCUUGGCAGGGAAGCCCAAACUGUUGUUCAUCCAGGCGUGUCAGGGAAGCGGCUACCAGAAAGGAUCCAUGCCGUGUGCCCCGAAGCCAAAACAUGAGAUGGGGGACAGACAGAGCCGCCUAGAGGAAGACGCCGGCCCUUUGCACGUCGAGACGGUGCCUUGGGACGCCGACUUCCUGUUGGGCAUGGCCACUGUGCAAGAGUGCAAGUCAUUCCGAAACACUUCCACAGGCUCCAUCUACAUCCAGCAGCUGUGCUUGCAGCUGAUGCGCUACGCAAAUAGCGUGGAGAAUGAUGAUAUACUCGCUGUGCUGACACGUGUGAACAGGGAAGUCGGCAAAGGAGUAUAUUUAUACUACAAACAAAUGCCAGAGCCCAAGUACACCCUCACCAAGAAGCUUGUCCUCAAAUGUGUGUAAGCGGACCGGGACCAAGUGCAACGCUAAAGAUGUGCCAAGCUUUCAUAUAGCCGACGGGUUUACAGUGUGUAUGACUGUGUUGUGUCUGUGGUUUUGUGUGUUUUUAAUCUCGCAGUACAGCUUGUUGGAUGAAUUUAAAUGUGUGUAGUUACCUCGAGAAUCUGAUGUCUAUCUUGAGAACAAAAAAGCCUUAUGUCAUAUGAAAAGUAUUUUUGGAAUGUUUGAUGAUUCGCAUGUGAUCUAGGAAAAAUAAACAAUAAGAUGUGAUUUGUUAAGUUUCUUUGUGUCACAGUAUUACAGAUCACAGAAAAGCAGCCAGUUGUCUUUUAAACUAUGUUAACACACUGAAAUCAAUUUACAGUCAACAUAAUAGUUCUUAAUGUUAUGUACUGGUCAUUUAACCCUUUCAUGCAUGAUCUGUUUACCAAGUGUUUUUAUUGCUCUUUAUAAAAUAAAAAGCAAAGAGAUUUG